Molecule: messenger RNA, 1128 nt
Organism: Pieris macdunnoughi
Lineage: Eukaryota; Metazoa; Arthropoda; Insecta; Lepidoptera; Pieridae
Source: the annotation of a GenBank genome assembly
AUGUUUUAUAAAAAUACAUGUAGAAGCGAACCGCCAAAAAUAUUAGCACCUCAAGGGUUGUACAUAUAUGGAAGUGUUGGAGGUGGAAAAACCAUGUUAAUGGAUUUGUUCUAUGAAACAGCCCCGAUCAAAGAAAAGUUAAGAGUACAUUUUAACUCAUUUAUGUUAAAUAUCCAUUCAAGGAUCCAUGAACUUAAAAUCAAAUCUGGAAAAGGAGCAAGUUCGUUUAAAGAUGAAGGAUCAAAACCAUUUGAUCCCAUACCACCUGUGGCAGCAGAUAUAACCCAGGAAUCAUGGCUAAUUUGUUUUGAUGAAUUUCAAGUAACUGAUAUUGGUGAUGCAAUGAUAUUAAAACGUCUCUUUACACAAUUAUUUGAUAAUGGUUGUGUUGUCAUUGCAACAAGUAAUCGGCAACCUGAUGACCUAUAUAAGAAUGGAUUACAAAGAGCUAAUUUCCUGCCAUUUAUACCCAUAUUAAAAGCGCAUUGUAAUGUUGUACAACUUGAUUCUGGUAUUGACUACAGAUUGCAAGGAAGUGGUGGCAAAUUUGGAAAGUAUUUCAUAAACAAUGAGUUAACACCAGGAAACAAUGGUGUUGAUAACCUUUUUAAAUUUCUGAUAUCAAAAGAAAAUGAUACAGUAAGAGUAAGAGUAAUUAAUAUAUUAGGAAGAAAUGUUAAAUUUGCCAAGAGUUGUGGGCGAGUCUUAGAUUCAACAUUCGAAGAAUUGUGUGAUAGACCGCUCGGUGCCAGCGAUUACCUCAUAUUAUCUAAAACAUUUCACACUGUAUUCAUAAGAGAAUUGCCUCAAUUGUCAAUUGUCAAACAUAGGUCACAGAUUAGAAGAUUCAUAACAUUGAUUGACACAUUUUACGACAACAAAGUGCGGGUUGUCAUAGCAGCUGACUGUGAACCAAAAAACUUAUUUAAUUUAGACGAUACAAAAGAUGGGUAUGGCGAUGCUGAUAGAGCUCUAAUGGAUGAUUUGAGCAUUUCAAAGGAUUCGGAAAACUCUCGAGCGGCCAUUUUUACAGGCGAAGAAGAAAUGUUCGCGUGUGAUAGAUGUCUGUCAAGAAUAAUGGAAAUGCAAACGGACGAAUAUUGGGAGAAAUGGGGUAAAAAUAUAUGA